AUGGGGGGCAAAUCUGCGAACAAGGCCGGCUACUUCGACAAGCUCAAGGGCUUGCUCGAGGAGUACAAGUCCAUCUUCAUCGUCACCGUCGACAAUGUCAGCUCUCAGCAGAUGCACGAGAUCAGACAGUCCCUCCGCGGACAGGGUGUCGUCUUGAUGGGUAAGAACACUAUGGUUCGCCGUGCCCUCAAGACCUUCAUCCCCGACUCCCCCGAGUACGAGCGCCUUCUGCCCUUCGUCAAGGGCAACGUUGGUUUCGUCUUCACCAACGGUGACCUCAAGGACAUCCGUGACAAGAUCCUCGCCAACAAGGUCGCUGCCCCUGCCCGUGCCGGUGCCGUCGCUCCUUCCGACGUCUGGAUUCCCGCUGGCAACACCGGCAUGGAGCCCGGCAAGACCUCUUUCUUCCAGGCCCUCGGUGUCCCCACCAAGAUUGCCCGUGGUACCAUUGAAAUCGUUUCGGACCUGAAGCUCGUUGAGGCCAACAGCAAGGUCGGCCCCUCCGAGGCCACCCUCCUUAACAUGCUCAACAUCUCCCCCUUCACCUACGGUAUGGGUAUUGCCCAGGUCUACGACCAGGGCAACACCUUCCCCGCCAGUGUCCUCGACAUCGGUGAGGAGCAGCUCCUGAAGGCUUUCGCCGGCGCCAUUACCACCAUCGCCGCCGUCUCCCUGGCCAUCAACUUCCCCACCCUUCCCUCCGUCAUCCACUCCUUCUUCAACGGCUACAAGAACGUUCUGGCCGUCGCCAUCGAGACCGAGAUCUCGUGGCCCGAGAUCGAGGAGCUCAAGGACCGCAUCGCCAACCCCGACGCCUACGCCGCUGCUGCCCCCGCCGCUGCUGCUGGCGGUGCCGCCGAGGCCAAGGAGGAGGCCAAGGAGGAGGAAGAGAAGGAGGAGGAGUCUGACGAGGAUGGCGGCUUUGGCGGUCUUUUCGACUAA
This is a messenger RNA of Colletotrichum graminicola M1.001, 942 nucleotides long. RefSeq names its product ribosomal protein L10. The record is from RefSeq and is a predicted model, not a curated record. Gene Ontology annotation, molecular function: large ribosomal subunit rRNA binding; structural constituent of ribosome. NCBI's taxonomy places the organism in Eukaryota, Fungi, Ascomycota, Sordariomycetes, Glomerellales, Glomerellaceae. The transcript is spliced from 3 exons. The coding region runs from base 1 to 942 and encodes 313 amino acids. Gene Ontology annotation, cellular component: cytosolic large ribosomal subunit. Gene Ontology annotation, biological process: cytoplasmic translation; ribosomal large subunit assembly; ribosome biogenesis.